CCGCAAAAUGAGCCUGCUGUCGGCCAUCGACACUAGCGCCGCUUCGGUGUACCAGCCCGCCCAGCUGCUCAACUGGGUCUACCUGUCGCUUCAGGACACGCACCAGGCGAGCGCCUUCGAUGCUUUUCGGCCCGAACCGCCCGCCGGCGCCGCGCCCCCAGAGCUGGCCUUCGGGAAGGGCCGCCCGGAGCAGCUGGGCUCGCCCCUGCACUCCAGCUAUCUCAACAGCUUCUUCCAGCUGCAGCGCGGAGAGGCGCCGAGCAGCAGCGUGUACAAGAGCGCCUCGCCCUACGGCUCCCUCAACAACAUCGCUGAUGGCCUCAGCUCCCUCACUGAGCACUUCUCGGACCUGACCCUCACCUCUGAGACCCGCAAGCCCAGCAAGAGGCCCCCCCCCAACUACCUGUGUCACCUGUGCUUCAACAAAGGACACUACAUCAAGGACUGCCCCCAGGCACGUCCCAAAGGCGAGGGUCUGACCCCGUACCAGGGCAAAAAACGCUGUUUCGGCGAGUACAAGUGUCCCAAGUGCAAGAGAAAAUGGAUGAGCGGGAACUCGUGGGCCAACAUGGGGCAGGAGUGCAUUAAGUGCCACAUCAACGUGUAUCCACACAAGCAGAGACCCCUGGAGAAGCCCGAUGGCCUGGACGUGUCCGACCAGAGCAAGGAGCACCCCCAGCACCUCUGCGAGAAGUGCAAGGUCCUGGGCUACUAUUGUCGCCGGGUGCAGUGAGCCGGCCCCGCCGCCGCAGGAGACGCCCCUCCCUGUCUGCCCGCCUUGCCGCGUGUCCUUGUGUGCGUGGGGGCAGCCUCGCGGCCUUACACACCGGGCAGGGGUGUCUUACGCUCUCGUCUCGUGUGUGCUGACAGUGUUACGGACACGGCCGCCCCCACGGAACACCGGCUCUCUGGGGCUCUCUCCAGGUGGGCCUGGGGUCUGUGUGCAGGAG
Molecule: messenger RNA, 950 nt
Organism: Neomonachus schauinslandi (Hawaiian monk seal)
Lineage: Eukaryota; Metazoa; Chordata; Mammalia; Carnivora; Phocidae
Gene: ZCCHC24
Product: zinc finger CCHC-type containing 24
Exons: 4
Coding region: 8-733 (241 amino acids)
Molecular function (GO): zinc ion binding; nucleic acid binding
Source: RefSeq, a predicted model, not a curated record